Messenger RNA from Hemibagrus wyckioides, 1226 nucleotides. Its product is annotated as actin nucleation-promoting factor WASL. The record is from RefSeq and is a predicted model, not a curated record. The transcript has 5 exons. Bases 26 to 916 code for a protein of 296 amino acids. Lineage: Eukaryota; Metazoa; Chordata; Actinopteri; Siluriformes; Bagridae.
CGUACAUGCACAUACACUGACCAAAAUGGGACUCCGUGUGGAAGUGGAGAUGUUGGCGGUUCUGCUGUUGCUGACCCCACUCAUGAGCGAUGGCCUGGUGGUGCCCAAGUGCGAGCUGAUGAAUCUGCUCAUGUCUGCUGUACCUGAAGAUGUGGUGGACCGUGAAAAACUGGUGGCAGACCUGGUGUGCCAUGCAGAUAUGACGUCGCACUUUGACACCAGCCGCAUCAAUCAGGUCCCUCCACAGGAUCGCCCUAGAGAGCGCAAGACCAGAGGUGCUCCCAAAACUCCCAGACUCCCUACAACCACUAAACCCCCUGCUAAACCCACCACUAAAGCUACCACUAAACCCCCUGCUAGAACCACCACUGAACCCAUCCCUAACCCCCCUCCUAAAGGCUCUGGUGGAGCCACCACUAACCCUCCUCCUAAAGGCUCUGGUGGAGCCACCACUAAUUCCCUUUCCCCUAAAAUGAUGGAGUCCACUCAAGCUCCAAUGCCUCAUGAGCCCACCAACCAGACUGAUGAAGAAAUGCAUCCUCCCUCCAACGAUUCGGCUACUGGUCAUGUGACGUCUCCACCACCACCACCACCACCUCCUUUCGGUCCCCGUACCAGAAGAGGGAUAGGCGGACUGUGGACCAUGUAUGGAGUGUUCCAGCUGUCCGAUCGCAUUGCCUGCACCUCACCCGGAAAACCCAGCUUAAACAUCUGCAACCUGUCCUGCGACAAGCUGACUGAUGAUGACAUCACUGAUGACAUCAACUGUGUCUUGGCCAUCCUUAACUACAAGAUUGACAGAAAGGGAAACCCUGAUGUUAAUGAUGAGUCUAACAAGCAGUUCAGGACAAUGGUCGACAUGCUGAGGAACACUUGCCCCAAGAUUGACUACACCCAGUACUUUGCUGAUUGUUAAACAUGCGUCCAAUGCAGUGCGCUACACCUGACCAGACACUUAGCUUUCUUCCUGGGCAGUGACGGGGGUGUAUUUCUAGGGCUUGCCUUAUGUUCUCGAAACGAGUGAUAAACGAUUGUAUAUAUAGCCUGUAGUGUACGAGAGCAUGAAUUGUUCAGUUCCAAGCAGGAACGCUGACAGUAGUGAUGUACCUGCAGAAGUAAAAUACUAUUUUUUGGUUGUUUUAAUGCAUGCUUUGAAAAGGGGGAAUAAACCUUUCCUAUUCCUGCUAUGAUACAGAGAUAAAUAUAUGUUUAACAUAGAUUCAAUA